AUGCAGCUCAUACACCUGACCUUCGCUAUCAUUCUUUUCAUCCUUCAUUGUUCGGCUGGCCCGAUCGCUCAUUUCCUCCCUAAAAUCAGGGAAUUGGGACCAGGCGAUGCUUCGGCACAGCUAUCUCAGUCCUCAUUGCCGGUUCCACACAAUCUCCAGGGAUCCGUCAGUAGUAAUACGGACGAUGCCUUGACUGUCAUUCCUGUUACGCCUUCCCUCACUUAUAGUCCACCUCUACCUGCCAUCUGCGUCGACUCCUGUGCAUCCGCAUAUAACUACGGCUCAGUUGCCAACCAGUUCAACUUUCACGUCCCCAGAUUACCAUUCCACGGCACACCAAAAUCAGGGGACCGCAUCUAUAUCUACUUCAGUUCCCUCUCCCAUCAGUUCAGUUCCUCCGUCCCAGCCAAGUCUGACGGCGUAUGGUCCUACCACCAUCACUUUGAGCGAGCAGCAUUCGGUCGAAUCGCCGUCGCACACCUCCCCCAAGGUCCCGUCAGCUCCAAGCUCAACAGUUCAUACUCCGCCUUUAGUCCAUUCUCCCGCGCAUCAUUCAACCAAGUCUCACCCGAAUCCGUCGCCACCUCGACAUUCGGGCCAGGUUUCCUCUGGUUCAAGUCCAGCGCGCAUCCAAUCGAAUCGACACGUAAUCGACAGUCUCUGUCUCACACGCUUUCCGGUUCUUUGGCGCCUACCGCUCACUCGUCGCCUACAGGUGGUGUCCCUGUCUCUACAACAGACCCCAUACUCAAGAACCCAGCACAAACAACAACUAGUUUGACUGUCGGUGUAGUAGGGCUGUUGCCUGGGGCAGUGUCAAGCGGUUCUUCCCCCUCUGUUCCGUCCUUGGAGGCAACAAACAGUGUACAUUCACACUCAGCCACAGUUGGAACUAUUGUCACCAUCGGCAAGUUUACUGGCCGAGUGCCUACGGCACCAAAUACAGAAAUUCCUGUCCCUAGCGAACCCACAGGACUCUCGGGAUCCUCUCCUCCCCAAACGCAGAAAACUAUCCCAGCUACCACUGGCGAUGGACUUCCCACGGGGAGCACUGUCUCCGAAUCUGCGCAGAAGGCACCCUCGUCUGUCAUCAGCGACGGAAUGCCUAUGGAUGGAAAACACACCAGAGUCCCUGGAACUACGGCUCCCCCGGUGUCGGAUCCCGCCAUCGUGAUUGUGACUCCCGGCCAAUCCACAUCCUGGACCAAUACCUGGUCACAUGUUUCCGAUAGCAAGCCCACAUCGUCGCAGACGUCUACGACGACCACCAUCAGGCCGCCUAGGACGAUUCCGAAACCGAAAAUUCCCACUGGGCCCACAAGACACCACCACAAGACAACGGCUCCGGGCCAGACUGCCUCUCAUGUACAUGGUGGUGUCUCAGAAGGAGGUGAACUGGUCACGACCAUCCCUAUCACUGCGACGGUGACGGAGGUCGUCACGGUAGCUGCCCCCGACGAGUCUCCUGGAACAGGAAACGCCAAAGCUACCCAGGAACCCAAAGUGAUCCCAACACCAAGUCAGCCAAAAGAAGCCGGUGACACCCACAUCCCCCCGUCCCAGAAGACAAAGCCCACGGCGGAGACGCUAGAGCCCGCUACACCCACCACGGGGCCCCAGGUGACGCCUGCAGCGCAACCGACCGGCGCGAUUCACGAAACUCUCCGGGGUCUCCAAGUCGUGCCUGUGACGCCGCAGGGCUUCAUCACCGUCACGGAGACCAAGACCGAAACAACGACGCAGAUCAAAACGACGACGGAGACCGAGACCGAGACCAUGACGAUCUAUGUUGAUCCGACUAUGACGAUGACGGCUAGUUUGUGAGCUUUGAGAUUAUCGUGCCGUUCUUUCUCUUCUCUCGUUUCUAUCUAUCCGUGGACGUUCCGCUUGUUUGGCUAAUUGUCGCUCAUUGAAUUGACGGGACCUGUGUGGGAUUUCAUUUAAC
Aspergillus steynii IBT 23096 is the source of this 1945-nucleotide messenger RNA. RefSeq lists its product as uncharacterized. The record is from RefSeq and is a predicted model, not a curated record. The transcript is spliced from 3 exons. Lineage: Eukaryota; Fungi; Ascomycota; Eurotiomycetes; Eurotiales; Aspergillaceae. Bases 1 to 1824 code for a protein of 607 amino acids.